AUGGAUUUCUACAAAGCAGCACUAAUCCGUCAAUCUCUCCAACACUUGUUAAGAUUUUCAGGCUACCACCCGCUUCCUAAUCGCGCUAAGGAAGGCACAAAUCCGGCAAGUACUUUGUACUACUUCGAGAAAAGAAAGCUUUCACCGGAGACCGUAUCAGGUAUAGAAACCAAUAGAGGUCCUGAUAUCCCCAUAUCAUCGGUGGAAGGUCGCGAAUCACAAUCCCCCACCACCGAACAGGCUUUAUUCGACACUUCUGCACAAGAAAACCACCGUGCAGAAUCUCUCCCUCCCAAUACCAUACCUUCACGUCUGCAAACUUCAUCAAUCCUUCCUAUUGGAGAUUGCAGUUCUUCUGCUGCCAGUUCACCAAGCGGAGCCUACGCGGGUUUAUCGAUAGAUAGCGAUAAAGGCGGGGAAUUUGCGAGUAAUAAAAACCGAAGACGAUUUACUUCUGAGCCUGUCGAAUCGGAGCAACGAGGCAAAUCCUCAAGACAUAGGGCUAUCAUGGGAGGCGCAGAAGAUAUUCCGCAGAGGUCGUCGUCACCGUUGAAACGGCCAGCCUCGGAACUAGAAACGGAUGUGUUAUUGUCAAGCCAAAAGGAAGAUGUCGACAUGGUUAUGGUGCCAACCCCGGAAGAAGAUACAGAAAUUACUACUGCAGCUCCAACCGCAAUCAGAGCAACAUCAAUCGAUAUGCUGAGAGAUGAGCCUGCAGUAGUAGAAGCUAUUGUCAGGGAGGCUCCUGCCGCCGAGAAUGGUUCAAUUUCUAAUCAAGUCCCAUCAAUCGACGUUCAGGUUUCGACUGUGACAACUGUGUGCAGAGCUGAGAAUGAGCGGCAACUCAGCGAGGGAGACAAAAGAUACCUAGUUUCAAGGAAGUGGCUUGAGAGGGUCACUUCGAGAACCUCCGACGCUAAAGCGAAGAGCAAGGAAGCGUUGGAUGAAGAGAUCGGGCCAAUUGACAACUCUAACAUCAUCCAAAAUAUCAUUCCUCAACCCGGUCGCGAAGAUUUUGUUCGACUUAAGCAUGGAGUUGGGGAAGAAUUCUUCGAAUUGUUUCCGAACGACGCAUGGGAACUGGUUUUGGAGUGGUAUGGCCUGAAGAAUGGCACAAAAGCAAUCGUUCGAUUUGCACACAACACAAACCCCGACAAAGAUUCUGAUGCAAUUCCGAACGUGAUCUACGAAUACCAUCCUCCAGUUUUCCACAUACAUCGUGUAUGGUCUGAACUUGGCAAUAAAGUGGAUACAGCCACAAAGUUGGCAAAUCCGGAUGCACCUGUGAUUGUCGCGAGUAGAUCGAUGAGGAUGCAUGACUUCUUAAAGAUCAUAAAGGAAGCUGCAGGAAUCCCCAUGAGCCAGAAAAUACGCCUUUGGAGAGUACCAAGAACGUUGCCCGGCGCUGAGCCAACCAUCUCUACUGCUGUUGGCACUGCUACUCCUCCCUCAUCUAGACCUGGGACACCAAUAGUUGACGCCAGCGCCAUUAGCUCAGAAACUCAAGACUCGUGGAAGAAACUAUUGUUGGAUGUGACGGAAUUCACCAAGGUGGAGAGAGAUUCGGGCAGAUUCAAGGUCGAGUUCGAGGAUUCGACUGUGAAUGAGAAUUACAAUGGUCGAAUGGAUUUGGAUUUCUGUGCACUUGGGGAUGAUCAAGCACUCGUUAUCGAUGAAUUGGUCGAGGGCAAAGAAGGCUAUGUCUCCAACACAAAGCCUUCGCCGAAUGGAAAACUUAAUGGUGCCGGGCGGAAGGGCAACUCCAGUUUCAUCGUCAGUAGCCAGAACAACAGUGGUCGCAGUAGUCCAGCGCCAUCGCCAUCGUCUGGAUACAAUCUUCGUUCUUCCAAUCGAAGAUCAAAGAAUGGACGGAUGCCAGGAACUGUUGGUCUCAGCAACCUUGGAAAUACUUGUUACAUGAACUCUGCUCUGCAGUGUGUUCGAAGUGUGGAGGAGCUCACUAAGUACUUUUUGGGUGACAAGUACAAGGAAGAACUUAACGGCGACAACCCCCUCGGCCAUGGGGGCGCGGUUGCCAAAUCAUACGCGGUUCUUCUGAAAGAGAUAUACAAGGAUCCCGCUUCAACCUCAGUCCAGCCUCGGCAAUUUAAAAACGUUAUUGGUAGAUAUGCCACUCAGUUCUCAGGAUAUGGUCAACAAGAUUCCCAGGAAUUUAUCGGGUUUUUACUUGACGGUCUCCAGGAAGAUCUUAGCAGAGUAAAGAAGAAGCCGUAUAUUGAGAAGCCUGAUUCGACAGAUGAAAUGAUUGGCAGCCCAGAAGCAAUCAGAGAUAUGGCCACCAAGGUUUGGGAUAUUACAAAACAACGAGAUGACUCGGUAAUUGCCGAUUUGUUCGCAGGGAUGUACAAGUCCACUCUUGUCUGUCCAGAAUGUGACAAGGUCAGCAUCACUUUUGAUCCUUUCAACAACAUGACUUUACAGCUACCGAUUGAAAACAUAUGGUCUCAUACAGUCAUUUUUUACCCACUCAACGAUAAACCGGUCGCCAUUGUGGUUGAACUUGACCAAAAUGCAAGCUUUGCAACGCUUAAAAGUUUCGUCGGCAAAAAGGUGGGAGUUCCAGUGGAUAGACUCUUCGCAUGCGAGGAAUUUCAGGGGAAAUUCUUCAAAUGGUAUUUUGACCAUCAAAUCCCUUCAGAAACUAAUGUGGUUGGAAACAAUGAUCAGAUCAUGAUAUAUGAAUUGGAGGCAACGCCUACGAAUCUGCCAAAACCUCAGAAAGUGAAUCAUAAUGCGUACGGCAAUAACGAUAUUGGAGAUGAAGAAUUUUUACCAUGGGACUCUCCAUUAGCUGAGAGAUUACUUGUGCCCGUGUUUUAUCGUCGGCCCGUUCCCGAAAAAUGGAGCAGAAGAAAGACAUGGGAACUCACAACCGCACCUCAUUUCAUAAUGCUCUCUCCUCAAGAGGCACGAAGUGAAGAAGUCAUCAAGCGAAAGGUUCUAGAAAAGAUUGCAACAUUGACCACAUGGCCCCAACUUCGUGAUGACGACGAGCCUUCGAGCGCGUCUGAAAGUAUUGAUCCAGACAUAGUCAUCACCACUGGCUCAGAUGCAGACUCAUCUGGGGAUAGCAAAUUUGUUGCUCAUUCUUUGGAUGGCGAAGAUGAACUUGUCGACGUAGCUAUGAAAGACCCUAACUCUGUUCAUGAAUCUGUUGAGAAUCGUCCUACCGCACCUCUGAAAAUCUUUAACACUCGUCGACCAAAAUGGUUAAAUCCAGCUGUAUUUCUUUCGGGAGAAAUGCAGAAUCUGUUUGAGGUUUCCUACAUCGCUGGCCCAAAAGGACGCAUGCCAACUGGUUGGAAUGUCACUUUCGAAAGCGGCACAUACAAAAAGAUAUCUGAAAGGAACCCCCAAGUACAACAGAUAAACGGCGAUGAUACUUCAUACGGUUAUGAUGCUAUAGAGAACAGGGCUGGAUCGGUUUCCAGUAAAUCCAGCAAAGAGAGCAGCGAUGAUGUUGGUGGCCUUGCCCCAGCACCAACGAGGAUGAAUGAUGAAUCGAGCGAUGAAGAUAUUGAUCCAACUUCUCCCCGUAGAGCUCUUCCUGUCCGACCGGCUGCGCCAAAAUCUGGCGCCAGGGUAGGUAACAAGAAUAAACGUCGCAACCAUAACAUGAAAACUUACUCAAAGAAGGGCAAAUCAGCUUUACGAAAGCAGCCACAACUCGAGGUUGAUGAUGAACAAGAUGCUCCUGAUGAUGGCCCUCUGGUUCGUCUUGGCGAAGGACUUGUUAUCGAUUGGAAUGAGGAUGCAUGGGAGACUUUAUUUGCCGGUAGCAACGAUGAAGACGGUGGCAGACCUACCUUUGAACAUCCUCCCACUCUCAUAGAUUCAGAUCUUAUUUCAAAGCGUAAAGCCCGUGAUACGAGAAGGAGUCAAGUCAUUACUCUUGACGAUUGUCUUGAUGAAUUUGGCAAGGAAGAAAUCCUUUCUGAGAUGGAUACUUGGUAUUGUCCUAGAUGCAAAGAACAUCGUAGAGCAAGCAAGAAGUUCGAGAUUUGGAGAACACCAGAUAUUCUUAUCGUCCAUCUCAAACGCUUCAGCUCUAGUGGCUUACGAAGAGAUAAACUUGACGGCCUGGUUGAAUUUCCUAUUAAUGAAUUGGACCUCUCCUCGCGAGUUAUUGAAUCACAAGAUGGCAAGGAGGAGAUAUACGAUUUGAUCGCUAUUGAUAAUCACCAUGGUGGUCUCGGCGGAGGACAUUAUACCGCUUUUGCAAAGAACUUCGUUGAUGGCGAGUGGUAUGAAUACAAUGAUACAUCGGUGGCAAAGAUAACAAAUCCUUCCAGAAUGAUAACAGCGAGCGCAUAUCUUCUCUUCUACCGAAGACGUUCAUCAGAACCUCUUGGUGGUAAGACUUUGCAGGAAACUGUAAACUCCUUCGAUAAUCAAUCUUCGAGUGAGGAAGAUUCGGGGGAAGGCUCACGCGUCGCCGGAAACUCCUCCCAACAUGGGUCGUCGAGCGCCUUGAAAGGAGUCGAACCAGCUCACCAUCAGCCAGAUCUUCCUGGUUCGGAGGAUGGCGAGGCGACGAAGACAGUAAAUCCACAGGACACUGAGGACGUACCGCCUUAUAUCAAUCAUAUUGAAGGUGGUGACCCAUUUUCCGACUCCUAUCAUUCGGUUCCAUUUCACGAUAGCAACGUUCGAGAAAGUAGUGAAGCUGACGAAGGUAUAGACAUGAGCAGUGAUUACAAUAAUGCUGCCCCAAAUGUCACUGAACCAGUAUGGGGUUGGGGAGGCAUUAACGAGAAUCUUCGAAUGUUCCCUUCUGGCACAGGCUCCGAAGCCGGUGCUGAAGCCGGUAGUAUAGACGGUAGCGUUGGAGUUGAACAUGGUUCCGAACCAAGCCGAAGUAGCUUGGAACGUCGACAAAUCGACUUUGAUGAUGCUCCAGCUGAAGAUUUCCAAGAAGAUCAUAUACCGGACACGGAACAUGAGGGCCCAAAUGUCAUUGAAGUCAUGGAAAAAAUCGCUCAGAGAAAGGGACAAGGUUUCAACAUUGUUGGUAAUGAUCAAGAAGAGGAAGUCGAGGAACCUGUUAUUGAAUUUCAUAUUGAGGAUAGUGAUUUUGUCGAAGAUAUGAAGUUUCUUUAA
This is a messenger RNA of Sclerotinia borealis F-4128, 5121 nucleotides long. The record is from the annotation of a GenBank genome assembly. Lineage: Eukaryota; Fungi; Ascomycota; Leotiomycetes; Helotiales; Sclerotiniaceae.